UCAGGGGAAGCAGUUCAACAGCCCUGUUACAAAGUGUCACGUUGGAGACACUAUUUUAUUGAUAUUAAACAAAUUAUGAACAAAAAUUUUUCAUAGAACGAAGAAUUUUAUUGAUAAUAAAAUGUUUGAAAAUGAAAAUGUUUGAAUCGAAUGAUAUUAAUAUUGAUAUCUUUGUUGGUGUAUCCUACAUAAAUUUCAAAAAAUAUCCCUAGAUCAAUUUAACUAUGUUGUGCAACACUGUCAGAAUGAACCAAUGGGUGUGCAUCUUUAGAAUUCAAAUCUUAUGACGUAAACGGAAAACCAGUACAAUACAAACCAAACAGUCUGAAACCCAAAAAGUCAACUUUGUGUUUCUAUUAACGUGUGACAGGAAACAAGCGGCAUUUCUGGAUAUUCUGAAAACAUAUGCCAGCGUUAAUGCAUUUAAAUGAUGUCUCUUCACAUUCAAAAUUGAAGUGAUUUUAAAGAGUACAUAUAUGACAAUGCUUCUGGAUCAACAAAGACCAACAGGUUCUCGAGAGUUUUUAAUAAUAUUUAUAAAAGGACAUAUCGUUAAGCGAUCACCGAUUAUUGUUUAAGGAAGUUUAAUAUUUUUCCGUGAUAUAAUAUUGUGCAUGAUACGAUUUCUAUUUUAUUUGACAUUGUUUCAAAGAUUAGCGUGGAUUGUUUAUAUUUUGAAGAAUUUAGAGUAUUACGACAAAAGGUGUGGGCAUCGUCCCGAGUACCAUGGAUUUUCAGAAUCAUACAAACUCACGGCCAAAAUUUCAACCAAUCCGCGUGAAAGAGUUAUUACAUUUUUAUGAAAGUGAUGAUGAUGAUAGUGAAGACAAAGCACAGGAUACUGACACUGAAUCAGAUUCUGAUGAACCUCAACCUUUACCUAGAGAUGAUAGCUUUGAAAAUAAGUUAAAUAAUUCAUUACCUGUACCCAGCACAAAGUAUGAUAAUAAUUUACAAGGUACUUGUAAAAUUUCACCUGUAACUGCAGUUAAAUGUAAUGCAAAUAAUAUAAAUGCUGAAGUACAUGUUUCUGUACAUAAUAAUUUUGAUAACAUAGAUACAUAUGAUGAUAAAUACAAAGACUUGAAACAGGAUGGUCAUAGACCGAUAUUAUCUGUCAAUGUAGAAAUUGAUACCAAUAAAAAAUGUGAAAUUAAUAUGUUACAAAAGUGUUCAAAGUUACAGGAAAAUGAACAUAACACAAGACAUGAGAAAUACAUAAAUUGUGAGCAACCAGGCCAUACAGAAUCAAAUUAUGAAAAUACUUAUGCUCAAGAAAGAAUGUCUCACAAUGAGCAUAGAAGUAAACAUGUUCCUAAUGUAGAAAUUAAAAAACAAUCAAGCAAAGAACAAGCAUGUAAGAGUGAUGUUCAACUUAUAGAUAAACACAGCUCUUGUAAGGUAAAUAGUAAUGAACUUGAUUCUAUAGUUUUUCCCUCCCAAUAUUUUGGGAAUAUAUUAGAAUCUGGAAACUGUAUUUUACAGAAUACAGAUAUGAAAGUAGAAACAACGGACUUGAAAACAACAGUCAAUGAAGAUAAAACUCAUUAUGAAAAUAUUUCUUCCAACAAAUUAAGAACAUUGGAGAAUGGUAUAUUAACAAAUUCUAUUGAACAUAUGACAUUAGAAACUCCUAUAAAGCAUGCACCAUCCAAUUCUUCACGUCCAGAUCCAUGCUUUUCUCGUAGAAAUAUUGUUCAAACCCCACAAAAUAAACUGUCUGAUACAUCGAGAAAUCUUGGAUUAACACCGGCUACAGUUUCGGGUCACUGGUCUCAAAAUAACAUUAAACAGACUCCACUUCAAAGUAAAAAUGGUAAAAUCAAAGAUAUGGUACAAACACCGAAAAAUUCUGUUUACUUUACUCCAAGCAUAGCAAAACAUGAAACUCCAAGAUAUUUGAGUACAGAGGGUAAACUAAGGCAACCUUUAGCCGACACAGGAAGUUACACCCAUAAUAAUGCUUCAAACAGACGUUUACUACAAGCAUCUCAAUUAUCUAAAGUAAAUGAAGAAAUGUCCAAUAAAAAUUUAAACCACAAAACAAGUGAACCAGUAUUUGAAGCGUUUGAAAAUCCGACGCGAUUAGAAUCAGACGCUAAUGAACAGUUAAAAGAAAAUAAAUACUCAAAUAUGCAAGAUAAAGAAGCUGUAUUACAAAAAAGGAUAUCAGCUUCCACACACAUUUCUCACUCUAAUAAGGACAACAAGGAUGCUUUGAAGCAAAUAAAUAAUGAUUCACAAAAUCAGUAUCUAGUAGCUCUUAAUCAGAAUCAGCAACAGGAGCCAAAAAGAUCUACAGAUGCUGCACCAAAUGUACAAUUUUCGAUACCACCUAAUGUUCCGAAACCGAAGCAGCCUAGAACUAUAUUUGUGAAGGGAAAAGAAUAUUUAAUUUUGGGUUCACUUGGACAAGGAAUGAGUGGAGAAGUUUUAAGAGUGCAAGAUUUAUCUUCCCUUGAACUGUGUGCGAUCAAAUGCGUUAAUCUUAAUCGUAUGGACAAGGACUCAGCACAAGGUUGCUUAGAAGAAAUAUCGAUGUUACACAGAUUACAAGCACCAUGCAUUGUUAGAAUGUUUGAUUACGAAGUGAAAUUUCCUAUGGUGUACGUGGUAAUGGAAAUGGGAGAUACUGAUCUCAGUCGCCUUUUAAAAACGAUGUCGCAAGAGAGACACAUUUCCCUUACAAUGGUUCUUUAUUAUUGGACAGAAAUGUUAACAGCUGUUAAACAUAUACAUGAUAAUGGAGUAAUUCAUUCUGACUUGAAACCUGCAAAUUUUUUAUUGGUACGAGGAAGACUGAAGCUCAUAGAUUUCGGAAUUGCUUCAAGUAUGAAUGCAGAUAUGACGUCCGUUGUAAAAAACUGUCCAAUAGGUACCUUAAAUUAUAUCAGUCCAGAAGCGUUAAUGGAUAUCGGAGGAAGUUCAGAUUCUCCUACACAGAACGUCAAGUACAAGAUAACUUUCAAGUCAGACGUAUGGUCGUUAGGAUGCAUAUUGUAUAGUUUAGUGUACGGGCAUACACCAUUUCACCAUAUUCGUUCACAAUGGGCUAAAGUAAACGCGAUUACUAAUCCAAAACUAAAUAUCUCUUUUCCUGCAACUUUGCCAUCGAGAGAGGGUGAUAAUAAAGUUAUAUCGUCACCAUCAAUUUUAAUUGACGUGAUGCGUAGAUGUCUUCAACAUGACCCAAAAAUGCGGCCAACGGUGGCUGAGCUUUUACAAAUAGAAUAUGUACCUACUAAACAAGAGCAUUUAUUAACACCAGUACCCAACAUUCCAGCAAAUAUUUUGGUUAAAAUAAAAUACGCAUUGAAUGAAGAUGAAUGGCGGCAAUUAACAUGGAUUUUGGAAAACAAACGGUAUGCAUAACAUUAUCCUGAUUAAGUACUAUGAAUUAUGUAGGUACAUACAGUUUUUCUUUUAUACAUAAUAAUCGGCAAUAAUACAUAGGGUGCUUAUUUCAUUGUAUUAUAGUAGGGGCUUUAUUUGAAUACUGUUUUAAAAUAUAAAACUGUGUCAUGAUACGACUGUAUUACAGAAUCGAUUUAUGCUUACCUGUAUGUUAUUUGCCAAGCAGAUAUUGCAUUCCGAAUGAAACACACGCGUGAUCUAUUAAAUUAAAAUAUCUUUCAUUUUAUUAUCACACAUUCAUGCAUACAAAUGACUCCGUUUGACAAAACCGGUAGUAUUCACAAGUAGCUACUGUGCUAGAUAGCUGCAUGAUUGAAACUCUAACAAUAUAUAUCUACAGAUUGCUCGUGAAAGAAUGUAUCC
Molecule: messenger RNA, 3777 nt
Organism: Nomia melanderi (Alkali bee)
Lineage: Eukaryota; Metazoa; Arthropoda; Insecta; Hymenoptera; Halictidae
Gene: Mps1
Product: dual specificity protein kinase monopolar spindle 1
Biological process (GO): peptidyl-serine phosphorylation; meiotic spindle assembly checkpoint signaling; protein localization to kinetochore
Cellular component (GO): kinetochore; nucleus
Molecular function (GO): protein serine/threonine kinase activity; ATP binding; protein serine/threonine/tyrosine kinase activity
Source: RefSeq, a predicted model, not a curated record